Messenger RNA from Carlito syrichta (Philippine tarsier), 1226 nucleotides. RefSeq names its product zinc finger protein 547 (gene ZNF547). Gene Ontology annotation, biological process: negative regulation of transcription by RNA polymerase II. NCBI's taxonomy places the organism in Eukaryota, Metazoa, Chordata, Mammalia, Primates, Tarsiidae. The record is from RefSeq and is a predicted model, not a curated record. The transcript is spliced from 3 exons. Gene Ontology annotation, molecular function: DNA-binding transcription repressor activity, RNA polymerase II-specific. Bases 21 to 1217 code for a protein of 398 amino acids.
GCCUCCUGGUGACAGCAGAAAUGGCCCCUGCACAGGACCGUGUGGUCUUUGAGGACGUGGCCAUUUAUUUCUCCCAGGAGGAGUGGGGUCACCUUGAUGAGGCUCAGAGGUUGCUGUACCGUGACGUAAUGCUGGAGAAUUUGGCACUUUUGUCCUCACUAGGUUGUUGCCAUGGAGCUGAAGAUGAGGCAUCUUCAGGGCAAGGUGUUUCUUUAGGUGUGUCACAGGUUAUGACUUCAAAGCCCCUUCUCUCUACCCAGAAGACCCACCAGCCCUGUGAGACAUGUAGCUCACUUCUGAAAGACAUUCUGCACCUGGUUGAUCACAGUGGAACACAUGAGCAGGGUCUGUACAUAUGUCCGGCAAAUCUUCACCAGCACCAAAAGAAGAAAAUUAGAGAGAAACUGUGCCGAGGGGAUGAGGAGAGACCUUCAUUUGUGAAGAACCGCAGAAUUCACAUGGCAGGGAAGACAUUCCCAUGCAGUGAAUGUGGGAAAGCCUUCACUCAUAAAUAUAAACUUAUUGAACAUCAGAAAAUCCAUAGUGGUGAAAGACCUUAUAAGUGCAACAAAUGUGGGAUAUUGUUUAUGGAAAAGUCCACACUCAAUAGACAUCAGAGAACUCACACUGGAGAAAGGCCAUAUGAGUGCAAUGAAUGUGGGAAGGCCUUUCUUUGUAAAUCUCACCUUGUUCGUCACCAAACAAUCCACUCUGGAGAAAGGCCUUAUGAGUGCAGUGAAUGUGGGAAAUUGUUUAUGUGGAGUUCCACACUCAUUACACAUCAGAGAGUUCACACUGGAAAAAGGCCUUAUGGCUGUAGCGAAUGUGGAAAAUUCUUUAAGUGUAACUCUAACCUCUUUAGGCAUUAUAGAAUUCAUACAGGAAAAAAGUCUUAUGGUUGCAGUGAAUGUGGGAAAUUCUUUAUGGAAAGGUCCACACUCAAUAGACAUCAGAGAGUUCACACUGGAGAAAAGCCCUAUGAGUGCAAUGAAUGUGGAAAAUUCUUUAGCUUGAAAUCUGUCCUCAUCCAACACCAAAGAGUUCACACAGGAGAAAGGCCUUAUGAAUGUAGUGAGUGUGGGAAGGCCUUUCUUACAAAGUCCCACCUCAUUUGUCACCAGACAAUCCACACCGCAGCAAAGCAGUGCAGCGAAUGUGGGAAAUUCUUUAGGUAUAGUUCCACACUUCUUAGACAUCAGAAGGUUCACACUGGAUAAAACUUUUAU